AACACCGAUUCCACCACCAACCAUCAUAGCACAAUGAAGGUUAUUGUUUCCGCCGACGAUUCUGGUUCCUUGAAGGAAGUUAAAUGUGUUAGAGGAACCGACACGGCUUCUCAGACCGCACCACAGCCAUCAGCCAUCGAGACGUAUUGCACCACGACGCUUGCGCAGAAAGUUCAGCAAUUGAUCGUGUGCACUAUCAAUAACCGCCAGGUGGCUCUCGCAGCCAGACGCACCGGUACAUUGGAAGUGAUUGAUCUUGAAACCUACGAAGUUGUAAAGAAAUUCGAGGCCUUGUCUGCAGCCUUGACCGACCCAUUUAUUGCGCUUAUCUUCAACGAAACUCACAUCUACCUUGCUACGCAAUCUGGCUUGGUGACUAUUAUCGAUCCAAACGGCGGUAAAUUUGACUUGCCUCCGGUGAAGAUCAACUUGCGGGGCCCUUUGAGUGCCUUCAUCAACCAUCCGUUACAGAAAGCCGUGUUUGCGUAUGGUGGUAAGGACAACGAUUUAAAGGUUGUCUCGAUUACCAAUGAUAACAAGUUGACUAAAUUGUCCAUUUCCAAGAAGACCAAGGCAGAAGACGUCAAGAUCACUCAACUUUUCCAGGCAAAGAACGUCAAGAACGACCACUUGGACUUGAGGGUACCGGUGUGGAUUUCGAAGAUUAUGUUCCUUGACCCGGUCGCCAGUGCGGACCCAAAGCACUGGGAGCUUGCAACCAUCACCAGAUACGGCCAGUUGAGAAAGUAUGUCACUUCUAACGGCAGAAAACCAAUCCAGGACAUCAAGGUGUCGGAAAAGCCGUUGCUUACGUUGACCUCAACACCUAAUUCCGAGGAGAUCAUCUGUUCGGAUUCCCACACCACCACUGCCAAGUACAACAUGACCACCGGCAGACUUGUGGGUAAGUUCCCCGGUGCGGUGGGUGCCAUCCAAGCGCUCCACGCUGACUUUGAGUCCGGUUUGAUCUCCACUGGAGGGUUGGAUCGUUACUUGAGAGUGUUUGACAUUGUAUCCAGAGAGUUGGUUGCUAAGGUCUAUAUUGGGUCCAAGAUCAGCAGCGUUUGGUUUUUGGAAGAUGACGAACCGGUCGAGGAGGUUGCGGUUAAGCACACUUCCAGAAAGAGAAAGACCGAAGAAGAGGAAGAGGAAGAUAGCGAGACUGAGGAGUUGUGGAAGAAGUUGGAGAAGAAGCCGGCGAAGAAGAGAAGGGAUUAGAGACGGUGGACUUAUUGUACAAUAGAUAGAUAUGCGAUUUCACCAGAG
Babjeviella inositovora NRRL Y-12698 is the source of this 1266-nucleotide messenger RNA. It is a transcript of the gene NSA1, whose product is annotated as ribosome biosynthesis protein. The coding region runs from base 34 to 1218 and encodes 394 amino acids. The record is from RefSeq and is a predicted model, not a curated record. Lineage: Eukaryota; Fungi; Ascomycota; Pichiomycetes; Serinales. Gene Ontology annotation, biological process: ribosomal large subunit biogenesis. The transcript has a single exon. Gene Ontology annotation, molecular function: protein binding. Gene Ontology annotation, cellular component: nucleolus; preribosome, large subunit precursor.